Molecule: messenger RNA, 2049 nt
Organism: Dipodomys ordii (Ord's kangaroo rat)
Lineage: Eukaryota; Metazoa; Chordata; Mammalia; Rodentia; Heteromyidae
Gene: Zng1a
Product: COBW domain-containing protein 1-like
Exons: 16
Coding region: 102-1292 (396 amino acids)
Cellular component (GO): cytoplasm
Source: RefSeq, a predicted model, not a curated record
CCGCGGCCUGGCGCGGCGCGCUGGACGUCCGGAGCCGGAGUUGGGUGAUUUGGUCCUCCUCCCGCUCGGGCGGCGUGCGCGCCGUGUGGCUGCGGGCCGGGAUGUUACCGGGUAACGUCACGGUGGGAGAGGAGGAAGAAGAGUAUGCGGAGGAUUGUCCUGAAUUGGUCCCCAUUGAGGCGAAGACAACCGAGGCGGAGGAGAAGCCUGGCCUUGGCGUUAAGAUUCCGGUGACGAUCAUCACCGGGUAUUUGGGUGCUGGCAAGACAACACUUCUGAACUACAUUUUGACAGAGCAGCAUUGUAAGAGAAUAGCGGUUAUUUUAAAUGAAUUUGGAGAAGGAAGUGCGGUAGAGAAAUCCUUGGCUGUCAGCCAAGGUGGCGAGCUCUAUGAAGAGUGGCUGGAACUUGGAAAUGGUUGUCUCUGCUGCUCAGUAAAGGACAGUGGCCUUAGAGCUAUUGAGAAUUUGAUGCAGAAGAAGGGAAAAUUUGAUUACAUACUGUUAGAGACCACUGGGCUAGCAGAUCCUGGUGCUGUGGCUUCCAUGUUUUGGGUUGAUGCUGACUUAGGGAGUGAGAUUUAUCUUGAUGGUAUCAUAACUGUUGUAGAUUCAAAAUAUGGAUUAAAAUUGCUGGAUGCUGCGCAUUUAACAGAAGAAAAACCCGAUGGCCUUAUCAAUGAAGCGUCUAGGCAAGUUGCUUUGGCAGAUAUGAUUCUCAUCAAUAAAACAGAUUUGAUUUCAGAAGAGGAGUUAAACAAAUUACGAACAACUAUUAGAUCCAUAAAUGGACUUGGAAAUAUCUUAGAAACACAAAGAUCAAGAGUUGAUCUCUCAAAUGUAUUAGAUCUUCAUGCUUUUGAUGGUCUGUCUGGAAUAAGUUUGCAGAAAAAACUUCAGCAUGUGUCAGCAGUACCUCAUCUUGAUCAGAGUAUUCUCACAGUCACUUUUGAAGUACCAGGAAAUGCCAAAGAAGAAAGUCUGAAUGUAUUUAUUCAGAAUCUCCUGUGGGAAAAGAACGUGCGAAACAAGGAGGAGCGCUGCAUGGAGGUCAUCCGGCUGAAGGGACUGGUAUCUCUCAAAGACAAACCACAACAGGUUAUCCUCCAAGGGGUCCAUGAGCUGUAUGACCUGGAGGAGACGCCCCUGAGCUGGAAGGAGAACAGUGAGAGAACAAAUCGACUAGUCCUUAUUGGCAGGAAUUUAGAUAAAGAUAUCCUUAGGCAACUAUUUAUCACUACAGUGUUGGAAACUGAAGAGCCGUGGACCUCGGCAGAUCCCAUUUGUCCCUAGCGCUGCGGUCAUUCUUGUGAACAGGACUCUGUCAUGAAAAGAAAACAGGGAUGUUUCUGGCUGCUGUAUUUCAACCAGCUUUUCUCAUUACUUCUGUGCUGAAUUCCAGUGUACUUGAAACUGUAUUUAUUUAACAGAAUACGUAAAAUGUCAAUCAAUACUGUAAAAACAUUUGGCAUUCAUGCAAUAAAAUAUAUCCUCUGAAUUUGUUUUUAGAGACAGUAUUUCCCAAAAAAAUUCCAUAAUUCAUCUUUAUUUCCCUUGGGACUUUAGCUGAUUACAGCGAUAUAAUACAUUAUUGUUAUUAACAAAAGUUCUUAAGGCAAGUAUUGUCAUUGUUAAUUAAGUGAAACAAUUAUUUGCUGUCUCUAGAGAUUUUAAAAGUGGAGGAAAAUCUCUCAUAAUUAGUGAUGAACUGUAGUUUUAUAAUAUAUUUAGAGGAGUCCAAUUAUAGUGCUUUAAGUAGCUUUUACUGCUAGUAUUAAAUUCAUCAUGAUUAUUUUGGAGUUCCUCAGGUCUCAGGUUUUCUUACAUGAUGCAGUGUAAGCCACCGGCUAGCUACAGAAGUGGUUUCAUCCUGACAUUUCCAUACGUGUAUAGUGCACUUCAGUCUUGCUCAUUCCUUCUUUUGCCUUCUGAGCCCUUUUCCUCUCUCAGUGGACCCUUCCUCUUCACAGUUACCCACUAACUUUCAUACCUUUUUUGUUUGUUGGUUUGUCUGAUCUUUUUUCCAAACAGAAAUGCCCAUGUAAACAGA